GGGCCUGCGGCUGCUAUUUUGGGCUGCAGUCUGUGGCCAACCGGAGCUGGUGGACAGGCCUAGCAGUGACAGGGCAACGGAGGCUGGUGGAGAGUGAGGGGGAAACUGAGCGAGGCCAGAGAGGGCCAGGAGAGACUGGAGAGAAAGGGUCAGGGGAGAGAGGGUAACUGGGCUUUGAGAGGGUCCUGGCAAUGUGGGAGGGCAAAUGGCCGGCCCGGCUCUGGCCGCUCCCGGGACUGUCCACGGCUGCCAGGGUGCUGGGCGCGGCUCUGGUGGUGGGCACCGACCAUCUGGCAAACUUCCUGGGGCACCCGUGGGUGCUGUCGCACUACCACCUCUGGCUGGCCACCCUGGUUGUCUUCGGGCCGCUGCUGCAGUUUCACAUCAGCCCGCGGAUCAUCUUCGCCAACAGGAACAAUUACUUCUACGUCCGCUUCGUGGACUCGGCCUGGGGCUGGACGCUGUUGCUGUCGGCCGGGUUCCUGCUGCCGCUCUCAGUGCUGAGCCGGGAGAGAGGCCGGGCGGCUCCGUCCCCGCGGCCCCUGCUGCGCCUGGGCCUGGCCAGCGGCCUGCAGCUGGUCUGCCUGCGGGUUUUCGGCCUGCUGCGCGACGCCAGUGGCACCUGCCUGGCGCCGGCCGAGGGCGGCCUGCUGCUGCUCCUGCCGGAGGCCGAGGCCGGGGCCUUGGGCCAGGCGGCCUGCCUCUCCCAGCCGGGCCGCCAGUGGCGCGGCUACGCCGUCUCGACGCCCUGCUUCCUGCUGAGCUACAGCUCGCUGGUGCUGGCCGAGGAGCUGGCCCCAUUCCGGGCCUACCUGCGAGCCGGGCGCCCGGCGCCGGCCCCCCUCCGGCUCCUCUUCCUGCUGGCCGCCACCCUGCUAGGCCUGUGGAGCGGCCUGCUCGUCCUCUCCGCCGCCCUCUUCCACCGCUACUCGGAGAAGCUGGCGGGCGCCAGCGCCGCUCAGCUCUGCUGGCGGCUCACCUACCGUCUGUGGUACCCUUGGCUGUGGGGGCCGGGCCCGCCCGGGCAAGGCCUGGGGCUGGAGCUGGACACCAGGCCGAGGAGGGGCUCGGAGGAGAAGUGCCCUGGGAGCUGGGGACAGGAUGAGUGGUGUCCCGGGGUGCGGAGGGUCUCUGGAGACUGGAGUCCGGCAGCCUGGAGUUCAGGAGGGGAGACAGCCCCCUGGUCCUGGGGUCCGGGUGCAGGGAAGGGCCCGGGAGAUAGGGGUCCUGGAGGGGCACGGAUGACAGGGAGCUGGGGGCCGGGGCCGUGGUCCUUGGGCCCAGGGAGGGACAGGGCCCCUGGGGACUGGGAUCCUGGGUCUGAGCGGAUCCCGUGCGCCUGGGUUCCCGGAAGGGAGAGGGUCCUAGAGGACCGUGGUCUCAGAGGGGACUGGGGAGCGGGGCCUGGGCCUGGGCCCGGAUACCGACAGGUGGGCCGCAGGUGCAUCUGUGGGGCGCUGCAGAGCAGGUGGGAUCCGGCCUCAGAGACCAUGUGCUAUCGGGAGUGAGGGGAGGGGAGGAGAGGGAACAGGAUUUUUAACCCCCCCCCUCCCUCGGGAUCGACGAGCUGCCAAACCCUGUGAUACCGCGAGUUGGGGGGGAGAGGAGGCGUGGACCAGCAUCACAGGGCCUUGGACUCUGACACACAGGAGGCUGCAGAACUUGGACGAUGGGGACCCCCGGAUCUUGGCAGCAGACCCUUGUGAGUCGGAUGUGGACACUGGAUCACAGCGGCCCACACAUCAGAACCCAGGGACAUCUGAAAGGCUUUGGCCUCAGACACAACCCCAGAGGCAACUAGAGACUGGACCACAGGGGUCGUCCAACCCAAAGCGAGCCCAGACAUGGGACUGAGAGACCCACAGGAGGCCACAGCCCCAGACGUGGGACGUAGGCACCCACGGAUCUCCAGUGGACCCCAGGGAACGAGUGACCCUAACAUGUACCCGGGGGAGGCUUCAAACUCUGGACACAAGAACCCUGAAACUCAACGAGCAGCCAAGCGAAGUCCCUCCCGAGGACAGAGGGCUCCACCCGUUCCAACACCUCCCUCGCCCAGCUGGAACAGACAAGGAGGUGGACGCGGAGCAAAAACCUGUUCCCCACCUGCCCAACAGAACCGAAGCACGCAAUGUACCGAAAUUAAAGCUGGGAUCG
Molecule: messenger RNA, 2157 nt
Organism: Mobula hypostoma (lesser devil ray)
Lineage: Eukaryota; Metazoa; Chordata; Chondrichthyes; Myliobatiformes; Myliobatidae
Product: fat storage-inducing transmembrane protein 1
Exons: 2
Coding region: 192-1508 (438 amino acids)
Biological process (GO): lipid droplet organization; lipid storage; phospholipid biosynthetic process
Cellular component (GO): endoplasmic reticulum membrane
Molecular function (GO): coenzyme A diphosphatase activity
Source: RefSeq, a predicted model, not a curated record